Melampsora larici-populina 98AG31 is the source of this 579-nucleotide messenger RNA. RefSeq lists its product as uncharacterized. Bases 6 to 287 code for a protein of 93 amino acids. Gene Ontology annotation, biological process: maturation of SSU-rRNA; mRNA splicing, via spliceosome. The record is from RefSeq and is a predicted model, not a curated record. The transcript is spliced from 3 exons. Gene Ontology annotation, molecular function: RNA binding. NCBI's taxonomy places the organism in Eukaryota, Fungi, Basidiomycota, Pucciniomycetes, Pucciniales, Melampsoraceae. Gene Ontology annotation, cellular component: P-body; U4/U6 x U5 tri-snRNP complex; U6 snRNP.
ACUCAAUGGCGGACGCAAACGGCUCGACUAAUGAAGAAUCCACCAACGCAACCACCACUUUAACGGGGGGUACUCCCGCUGACUUCUUGAAGCAAGUCGUUGGUCACGAAGUGGUUGUGCGGCUGAACAGUGGUGUCGACUAUCGUGGCAUUCUCUCCUGCUUGGAUGGUUACAUGAACAUUGCGCUCGAGAACACGGAAGAAUAUGUGAAUGGGAUUAAGCGGAAUAGCUAUGGUGAUGCAUUUGUACGGGGGAACAAUGUUCUCUAUAUCAGCCGAGUCGAGUGAGGUGCACCACUUUCAGAAGUCCUGAAGGUGCAAGCGUGCCUAGUAUUGCUAUAAAGAGGACGAAGGCAAUAUUUCGUGUGUCCGAGACUCAGAGUACGCAAGGGCUAAUCACAACUCUAGAUCUUCGGGUCGCAAGGCUUCAAUUCGAGAUGACGUAUCAUGGGUCCUUGAUUGAUAGACUUUUGUUGAUCCUCUCUUCAAUUCCCAUCAUGUGAAUCUAGAUUAUGCAUGGGGCAUCCAAUGAUAAUAAUCAUCAAUCUGCUGCACUGCUUCUGACCCCUUUGUUGUCCUC